GUCUGACUCCUGGAAUAACCUAUUAUAUUACUAUGUGGUAUAAAAGACAAGAACAAGGUUUUAGAAUGGGAUUAAUUCUGUCCUCAACAUCACUUGGUGGUGCUUUUAGUGGAUUAUUAGCUUAUGCAAUUGCAAGUCUUACGGAUGAAGAUUCACCUUUAAAAGGAUGGCAAUUGAUUUUUCUAAUUGAUGGUUUGGUUUCCAUUAUAGUUGCUAUUAUUGCAUAUAUUUAUAUCACUGAUUAUCCAGAUGAAGCCAAGUGGCUUAACCAAGAAGAGCGGUCAUUGGCAGUUUUAAGGUUAAAACUUGACGAUGAUGAUGAGGAUUAUAAAAAAGCUCGAGAACACUCAUUUGACAAGGUUUAUGUACUAGAAUGUUUGAAGGAUUGGAAAGUGUACAUAUCGAUGCUCAUUUUAUUAGGCAUUACUACCACAAUUUAUUCAUUUGUAUUUUUUGUUCCUUCAAUCGUCAAUGGAAUUGUUAUAUCUCAAUUAUUGGUGGCACCUCCAUUUUUGUUUGGCUUUAUCUCACAAUUAGUAGUAACAGCUUUAUCUGAUCGUACGAAUCUUCGUGGUCCUUUUGUAAUGUCAUUUGCCUCAAUUGGAGUCGUGGGAUACAUAGUUAUUUUGUAUUCUGUAAAUUUGAGGGCUAUGUUUGGUGUAGCUCCAUGUAGCGCUAUUGCUAUUGUAUGGCUGUCAAACAACCUGUCACCACCACUAAAACGUAACAUAGGUGUUGCAAUGAUGAUAAGUUGUGCUAACUGUGGAGGUAUAAUUGCCGCUCAGAUAUAUCGUUCUGUAGAUUACCCUAAUUACGUGCGUGGUCAUAUUUUUGCAUCAGGUUUCUUAUUAGCAGUCGUUUGUUUGAGCGCAAUCCAGUAUGGAAUGUUAGGCCGACUUAAUGAGUUGAAAGAAAAGGAAAAAAUUAGCCAUAAAACUUCUGAUCAUAAGAGUAUUAAAGAAGAUAAAAAGGAAUUAGCUAAGCUUGACUUCACAUAUAAUGAUACUAGUUCAAAAAGACAACAUACACUCCUUCCUAGACUACACCAAAAUACCAAAAGUGGGCCAUCUAGCUUGCCCCCAAUAAAAAACAGCAUGACAUCAUCACACCAAAACAACAACAACAACCAACUCGUCCAAACCGGUUUUAACAACAUCCAAACAGAAACCACGGGAAAAAACAACAAUACAACAAUAAUUUUCUACAACAACAGCCCCAAUAUUACCAUAUUAGGCAACACAUCCUACACCAACAACAACAACAACAACACAGCCAUGCCCCAGACCAACACCAACAAUGCAACAACAAGAAACAUAGAUAAUGCAACAACAACCAACCCUGAAGUAUCAACUGAUACACAACAUAAUAACCAUAUGGAAACUGACACAGCCUUCACAAUAUCUGCAUAA
Molecule: messenger RNA, 1409 nt
Organism: Ambispora leptoticha
Lineage: Eukaryota; Fungi; Glomeromycota; Glomeromycetes; Archaeosporales; Ambisporaceae
Source: the annotation of a GenBank genome assembly